AAGCUUUUCUUUUCUUUUCUUUUCUUUUCUUUUCUUUCCUCUUUUUUUUUGUUUUUUUUUUAAAAAAAAACGUUUGCUCACUUUGUUUGAUCAAUUUCAUGCAUCGAUCUACCUUCCCAUAGCAAAGCAGUUGAUACAUCUUCUUAGUUGUUCCAACCAAUCUAGCUAGCUUCUUGGGUCUUUUGUUUUUUCCCCUCUUUUUUUGGAUCUUUCAAUGUGGUUUUCUUAUGGUCUUUACAUAUAUGUGCAAGGAAAUUUGUUAAGCAUAUAUAGAUGUAAAGAGUUGUUGAUGUAGUUCCUUGGAUAUCAUCAUCAUCAUCAUCAUCAUCUUCUUCUUCUUCUACUUUUUUUUUUUUUUUUUUAAUUUCCUUCCUUGCUCAAGUUUUGAUUUGGAGGAGAGAUGGGUUAUUUUGCAAAAAGCUUCUCAAUAAAAGAUCAAUCACGCAUCCUCCCUGUAAAGAGAAAAUCUUUCUUGGUGAAAGAAUUUUUAUGCCGAAUUAUGUAAGGAGGAAUAUCCUUUAAGAUGCAUGUGUAGUGAUAAAAAUAAAAAUAAGAAAAAAGCAAAACAAAGGCUGGUGUUUCUUCUUCUUCCUUUUAUUUCUGGUCAUAGCUUAAGAAUUUAUAGGGUCUCCUUUUACCAACUGAGAGAGGAAACAAAUAGAUCUGCUUUGGAGUAGCUGAGAUCUCUCCUCCUCCUCUCUUAACUUUUUCUCUUCCUCCUAAAACUAUGAUGAAAGGGCUCAUAAUUCAGCAGCAGCAGCAGCAGCAGCAGCAUCAGCAGCUUCUUGUGGAGGAGAACAUGUCCAAUCUAACCUCUGCCUCUAAUGAAGCAAGUGUGUCUUCCAACCAGCAAUCCUCCUUCGCCUCCCCAAACCCUAAUCCUGCGAAGAAGAAGAGGAACCUCCCAGGAAAUCCAGACCCAGAUGCGGAGGUGAUAGCACUGUCGCCAAAAACUCUGAUGGCGACCAACAGGUUCGUGUGCGAGAUCUGCAACAAGGGUUUCCAAAGAGACCAAAAUUUGCAGCUCCACAGGAGAGGGCACAACCUGCCAUGGAAGCUGAAGCAAAGGAGCUCCAAGGAGGUGAGGAAGAAGGUGUACAUAUGCCCCGAGGUCACGUGCGUCCACCACGACCCCUCACGUGCGCUGGGUGACCUCACCGGGAUCAAGAAGCACUUCUCCCGGAAGCACGGCGAGAAGAAGUGGAAGUGUGACAAGUGCUCCAAGAAGUAUGCCGUGCAAUCUGAUUGGAAGGCUCACUCCAAAAUCUGCGGCACCAGGGAGUAUAGAUGUGACUGUGGCACCCUCUUCUCAAGGAGGGAUAGCUUUAUCACGCACAGGGCCUUUUGUGAUGCACUGGCUGAGGAGAGUGCAAGAGCCAUAACAGCAAACAACAAUCCCUUGGCUCCUCACCAUCCAUUACUAUUCUCUCAGCCCUCCUCGUCCCAAGACCCCUCCCCUCUCUCCCCCACAACCCUUCAAGCCCAGUUCCCUCAAUUCAUAAGAUCCUCAGAAACCAACACCAACAUCAGUAACAGCAACCACGGCUUACUACAAGAACUCUCGCUUAAGAGAGAGCAGCAGCAGCAGCAGUUUAGCAUGCGACAGGAUCACGUCCCUUCAUGGCUGAGUUGCCAGGGAUCGACACCACUGAACCCCUUGGAACUCCCCUCUUCUAUCUUUUCAGCAAGGUUGGAGCAACAGCAUGAGUACACUAAUGAGAACUCAGCUCCUAAUGUGAAUAUCCCGGCUUUCUCUACUCCCUACCAGGCCUCAGCGGCUUCUCCGCACAUGUCGGCUACUGCUUUGCUUCAGAAAGCAGCUCAGAUGGGUGCAACACUGAGCAGAUCCACACUCCAGGGCCAAAUGGCUUCUCAUACCAGCAAUAACACGGCUGCUAAUUCCCUGGCCAGCUCUUCCGGGUUUGGUCUUGGCUUGUCUUCACAGCAGGAGAUGGGUGGAAACAGCAGCAGCAGUGAUCAUGGGUUUAAGCUUGGAACGGCUUCUCCUCUCCUCAGUGACAUGAUGAUGAACAAUCCUCUAUCCACAUUUGAAGAUCCAUUUGGGGGGAUGAUGGGCUCAAAGAGAGAGGGUAAUGUUAACAGUGAAAUGGAGACCAUUGCUAGAAUGUACGGGAGGAAGGAGGAAGGAGGAAGUGGUGUUGGUGUUGGUGGUGGUGGAGGUGGUGGAGGUGAUGGGUUGACUAGAGAUUUCUUAGGCCUAAGGGCCAUUUCCCACAGGGAUAUUCUUAACAUGGCUGGGUUGGAUCCUUGCAUCAGUUCCUCCUCCUAUGAGCAAACUCAACAAAGUAAGAAGCCAUGGCAUGGUUAAUUAGCUAGCUACUAAAGUUUAUCCUGCAUGGUACAAAUGGUUUUCAUGAGUCAAAUUUUUGCUCGGAUCAAGUCCUAUGGUUUACUAUUCUUUAUCUAGCCUUUCUUUUGACCCAAAGGGAGGAAAGUUUGGUCUCCAUGUCUAUAUAUUCUUGGUAGGGUUCGGUUCUCAUAAAGCUUGAAAUUGCUAUGGCACUUUUCUCUAUGUUCGUGUACCAAUUAAUGUUCUUAUUAAACCUUUGCAAUAAUCCUUCGUAGCUGAUCUAGAGUGGAGGAGGUUAUCCUCUUGUAAUCAGUUUAAAAUAAUACAAACUUUUGUUUAAACUAUAGUAGAAUGGAGUAAAUUAACCAGCAAAAUGGUUUGUUCUUUCCUCCAAAA
Molecule: messenger RNA, 2707 nt
Organism: Ananas comosus (pineapple)
Lineage: Eukaryota; Viridiplantae; Streptophyta; Magnoliopsida; Poales; Bromeliaceae
Product: protein indeterminate-domain 7
Exons: 3
Coding region: 728-2329 (533 amino acids)
Cellular component (GO): nucleus
Molecular function (GO): DNA-binding transcription factor activity
Source: RefSeq, a predicted model, not a curated record